CCCCUCUCCUCUCCUCUCCUCUCGUCUCUUUCUCUUUCGAUUAUUCUCUUGCCGUUUUCUCUCUCCUCUCUCCAAACAACUCCCUUACAACACCGAACAUGGCAACAGUAGAUCCAGAGCUAAAAGAAGAAGAGCACGCUCCCGCCGAAGAAGAAGAUACUGGCGCUCAAAUUGCCCCCAUUGUUCGCCUUGAAGAAGUCGCCGUCACUACUGGUGAAGAAGAUGAAGACGCUCUCAUCGAUUUGAAGGCGAAGCUUUACAGAUUUGAUAAAGAAGGGAAUCAAUGGAAAGAAAGAGGUACUGGUACAGUGAAGUUUCUUAAGCAUAAGGUUAAUGGCAAGGUUCGCUUGGUUAUGCGCCAGUCCAAGACCCUUAAGAUCUGCGCUAAUCAUCUGAUUAUUGCGGGUAUGACUGUUCAGGAGCAUGCUGGAAAUGAAAAGUCCUGUGUGUGGCAUGCCAGUGAUUAUGCUGACGGCGAGUUGAAGGAGGAAAUGUUCUGCAUCCGAUUCGCAUCUAUUGAAAAUUGCAAAACCUUCAUGGACAUGUUCCAAGAGGUUGCUGAAUCACAAAAGAAGCAGGAGGAUAAUGAAGAUGCAUCUGCCACAGCUGAAGCUCUUGAGAAGCUGAGUGUUGGAGAAGAGAAAAGCAAGGACAAAACCUCAGAGGAAGAAGUUGCUGCUCCAGCAAAGGAAGCAGUUGCUUCUGCAGCGGUGACAGAACCUGAGCCUAAAAAGGAUGAUGUGGAGAAGAAGGUUGAGGAACCUAGCACUUGAACUUAGUGUUUAUGAAUUUUUAGUGGUGCGGCAUCUAUCACUCGCUGAGUGUUUGAAGGCCUGGUAGCUGUCGUUUAUUGUGCGCAAAUAUGUUGGUAGUAAUUAUUUUGGCCGGUCUUUAUUCUUGGAAGCAAAUGGGUCAGUAUUUCAUUAGUUUCUGUUGAUGCUUGGUCUUUGUCUUCUAUCUGGGUUUUGAGGAUUGUUAUUGUUUUUCAUUUGGGUUCUAUGAUGAGGCUUAGAAAGAGUUUUUUCAUACAUACUAAAAUAUGUACUGGGUGUAAGUUGGCGUGUUUUUGGUUGUCUGCUGAGUCCGCGGUGUACGGAAAGUUUCUACAAGAAAAGGAUUUUUGUCCUAGUUGGCUCUUGAUUUGCU
Beta vulgaris subsp. vulgaris (sugar beet) is the source of this 1146-nucleotide messenger RNA. RefSeq names its product ran-binding protein 1 homolog a. The record is from RefSeq and is a predicted model, not a curated record. Bases 99 to 773 code for a protein of 224 amino acids. Gene Ontology annotation, cellular component: nuclear pore; cytoplasm. Lineage: Eukaryota; Viridiplantae; Streptophyta; Magnoliopsida; Caryophyllales; Amaranthaceae. The transcript has 4 exons. Gene Ontology annotation, molecular function: GTPase activator activity. Gene Ontology annotation, biological process: nucleocytoplasmic transport.